This is a messenger RNA of Closterium sp. NIES-67, 1860 nucleotides long. Lineage: Eukaryota; Viridiplantae; Streptophyta; Zygnematophyceae; Desmidiales; Closteriaceae. The record is from the annotation of a GenBank genome assembly.
CAUUCUGAUUCCCGUUCCCCUUGGCUAGGCUGGGUAGCUAGUGGUAGCCUCCUACGUGACGAGGUCUUCGGUUCGCCCAGCAAACUCCACUUCUCGUCAUUUCUCCUCUUCCUUGAGCAGUUUGGGUCAGAGCACUGACGAUCACUGGCAGCGGAUCUUCUCUCUAGUUCUCCUAAGCAAUUUAUGGCUAGGAUGCUUGCUAACAAGCUCUAUGGUCCGCAUAUGCCAGAGUGGGCCUGGAGAAUUGGGCUCGGAAGAGUUAAUUCUGGAACGACGUUCUUGUCGCCGCUUUUGCCUACUCGAGAGAGCGUGCUCCAGUCGCGAGUUCACUCGGGAGUCAGAGAAGGCGUCGCUAGAAGCAACAGCAGACGCAUUAGCAGUAGCAGCAGCACUAGCAGCAGCAGUGGCAGCCGUAGUGACGCCAUCCGAAGCGGUUUCAGCUCUAUGGUUGCUAGUAAGACGGAUACUAAUUCGAUGCAGCAGCACAGAUCAACGUCUCACGUAGCGCUAGAGCGUAGUAGCAACGCGUUAGUAGGUAGUUCCCGGCUCGGUCGCAGCAUAGCAACGACGUCCAUAGUUCCCGACGCUCCGCCAAUCACGGACGGACAGCUGGAGCAGCUGCACGAUUUCGUGGCCGGCAGCAGGCGACUCCUGGUGCUGACUGGCGCUGGGAUAAGCACGGAGAGCGGCAUACCCGAUUACAGGAGCCCAGGCGGAGCAUACAGUAAGGGGUACAAGCCAAUGAUCCACCAGGACUUCGUUCGUUCCUUGGCUGCCCGGAGGCGCUACUGGGCUCGCAGCUUCAUUGGCUGGCGGAGAUUUUCAGAUGCCCGGCCGGGCAUGGCGCACAGAGCACUGGCGCGGCUGCAUGAGAGGGGGCGAGUGGAGGGCGGCAUCAUCACCCAGAACGUUGACAGACUCCACCACAUUGCAGGCAGCCCGGCUCUUGAGCUCCAUGGCACCACUCACGAGGUGGUCUGUCUGCAGUGUGGGGGCAUCUCGUGCCGGCGACAGUUCCAAGAAGAGAUUAGAGAGGCCAACCCAGAGUGGGCGGCAGCAGUGGCGCACUUGGAAGAGGGUAAACCAGCCGGGUCGGACGAAUCGUUUGGCAUGAGGAGGCGGCGGCGGCAGAGGAAUGGUGACCCAAGGAACGCCGCCUCUGGACCCGUGGAGCCGAGCAGUGCCGGUUCUGAGGUGUCUGAAAAGGAGCUGAUGGGAAUGCGGAGGCGCCCGGAUGGGGAUAUAGAGAUCAGCGAGGAGGAGUGGGAGAGGCAUGGGGAGUUCCGUGUGCCGAGCUGCGGCACGUGUGGCGGUGUGCUGAAACCCAAUGUUGUUCUUUUCGGCGACAACCUUCCGCCUGCCCGCAAUCAAGAAGCUGCCCGGAUGAUGUCAUCUGCAGACUCCCUAUUGGUUGUUGGCUCGUCUCUGAUGGUGCUCUCAGCUUUCAGGAUUGCAAGCCAGUGCGUGGAUCAAGGGAAGCCGCUAGCAGUGCUGGCUGUGGGCCCCACUCGUGCUGAUGCUAUAGCUGGGAUCAAGAUAGAGGCGAGAUGUGGGGAGGUGCUAUCGCGCCUUGUAGCGUCUGGGUCGCUUGAUGUUCCUGCUGGGAUCUGAGCUGGUUAGUUUUGAGGCGCCUCAAAACUGGGUCGCUUGACAUUCCUGCUGGUUUCUGAGUUGGAGUGUGCCCCAGCAAGGGGCCUUGCUUGCUCUCACUGGGGGCGUGUCUGGAGGUGGCUAAACACUGGAUGGUUUAGCUGGGGGGUAGUGUUUCUUCAGAUGGUUCAACUGUAAAUAUGGACGCACCUUGUUGUGCCUCAGAAGUUCACUCACUGAAAAUGUUCUCGAGUUUAAUGCCAUACUGAC